AUGGUGGAGGAAGCAGCUCCCGGAGCUGGCAGAAGGAUGAGCAGGUGGCUUCUCCUCAUUCUGGCCCUGGCUGAUUUCCGGCCCACCCAUGCCGGAGACCCUACCUGCAAGGGAGCCUGUGGAAGACGUCCGCUGGCGGUCAGUCAGUACUUGAGGAAGGCCAUGAGUGGCACUGACGUCCUGCCAGGAACAUGGCCCUGGCAAGUCAGCUUCCAGUACCCAAGCCAAGCUGGGCACUGGGUCCAUUUCUGCGGAGGUUCGCUCAUCAGCUCUCGCUGGGUCCUCAGUGCAGCCCACUGCUUGAAGAUCAAGACAUUGAGAAAAGUCUUUAAGGUGGUGGUUGGCAUCACCAAGCUCUCACAGCCUGGUCCCGAUGCCCAGCAGCGCCGGAUAAAGAGGGUGGUGGACUACAAACUCUAUGAGGACGACGAGUCGCUUCGCUACGGCCUCUCCGUGGUGGAGCUGGUGGAGCCGGUCCGCUGCAGCGACUACGUCCAGCCGGCCUGUUUGCCUGACGACAGCGUGGUACUUUCGAUGCUCACUCAUUGCUAUAUCAGUGGCUGGGGCGACAUGGAGCAUAAAAUAUCUGGCAUCCUGCAAGAAUCAAAGGUGAAACUCCUUUCCCUACAAACCUGCGGCAGCAAGAGCUGGUGGAAGCGGAAGGUGGCCGACGAGAUCCUGUGUGCUGGAUACGAGGAAGGAGGAGGCAACAGCCCCUGUGAGACCGACGUUGGUGCCCCGCUCAUGUGCCGGGAAGCAAGGUCUGAGCGCUACUGGGUGAUUGGCGUCGCCAGCUUGGGGGCGCCCAUCUGCGGCCAGGCAAAGCGGCCGGGCAUCUACAUCUCCACGCAGCACUACCUCCACUGGAUUGAAAGGACCACCCGGGAGAUGCUCUCUGCGCCCAGCCGCCAACCACUCCUGGCACAGAGCCAGGCAUCAGAUGCAACCACACCCAGCCCAAAGCAGGACCGUAGGGCUUUGCCCAUGCCCACUGGCAGGCCUUGGCCCAGGCCCACAAAACUGCACGCAGCUCCCUGCACCAGGCCCACCCAGCAGGGUCCUACACCACCAUCUGGGCGGCUGAGACACACAAGGUGGCACCCCAAGAAGGGAAGGCCCCAAGGCCAGGCCAGGCCUAGUGCCAAGCCAAACCAGGGGGCAGCACCUCCAGGCUAUGGGGAUUUUUACAGCUGGGAUCAGGGGUACAUUAACCCCAGGCCUCAAGCUCAGCCACCAGUUCUGCUGCCCGGGCAGCUGCCGCCAUGA
Messenger RNA from Podarcis muralis (Common wall lizard), 1266 nucleotides. The record is from RefSeq and is a predicted model, not a curated record. NCBI's taxonomy places the organism in Eukaryota, Metazoa, Chordata, Lepidosauria, Squamata, Lacertidae.